This is a messenger RNA of Sitophilus oryzae (rice weevil), 2002 nucleotides long. RefSeq names its product tRNA (guanine(37)-N1)-methyltransferase. Gene Ontology annotation, cellular component: mitochondrial matrix; cytoplasm. The record is from RefSeq and is a predicted model, not a curated record. Gene Ontology annotation, biological process: mitochondrial tRNA methylation; tRNA N1-guanine methylation. The transcript has 5 exons. Bases 230 to 1693 code for a protein of 487 amino acids. Lineage: Eukaryota; Metazoa; Arthropoda; Insecta; Coleoptera; Curculionidae.
UUUGCCAACAUUUUCUUCAACUCAACAGUCGGGGUAUGGGAUUUCCCAGGCUCGCUUUAUAGCGAUCCUCGUCUGUGUGUCAUCAUCUAUAUAAACGCUCAACCGUAGGUAGUUAAUUCUACCAUCCGGCCGGAUAGCCCUGGCAGCUGUGGCCAUUAAACUAAUAUACUACUUAACCUCGAAUUUCUUCACCUAACCUAACUUUUUAAAAUUUUGUACGUGAUCUUUUAUGAUUCUUUUGCUUCGCAGACCUUAUGCCUCAUUAGUCAUUAUAUCUUGGAUAGAUUUGUAUACAGUUUUUCACAAUUUCCAACGAAUCGGAUUUUUCAAAAACCUUUUUGGACAAAUAAACAUGAAAAGUAUUUUAAUACCACCAGAGAAAGUAUAUUUAAUGGAAGAAUUAGAUAGAAGUGCGUUUGAUAAAACAGUAGAUGUGCCUACUUUCAAUAUUGAGUAUUCAAAUAUUUCAAAAGUCCUUCCUUUAUUGAAGAAAUAUCUUUUGAAAUUAGAACAUUUUAAACCUGUCGAUAGUGCUUGUCAAAGUAAUGUUCAUAUUUAUUUGAAUCCUGAUUUGAUUAAGACGUGGAAUGAUUUCCCUGAAACUACAAGAAUCGAAUUAGAAGCUCUAAAUCUUGGUGAAGGAAAUUUGGACCUAAAAGCUUUGAUGCUUAAAUAUGACAAUUAUUCUAUUGAUAAAAUUUUGAAUGCUGUCUUGCCUCAAAAUAUGGAGGGAAUGUCCAGUUUUACCCAAAUUGGUCACAUUGUUCAUAUUAACUUAAGAGAACAUCUUUUGCCUUUUAAACAUCUCAUAGGUGAAGUACUGUAUGAUAAAGUUCCAAGAUGCAAGUCAGUUGUCAAUAAAGUGAACAUGAUUGAUAAUACAUAUCGAAACUUUCAAAUGGAACUUUUGAAAGGAGAAAACAAUAUGGUUACAGCGGUAAAAGAAAAUAAUUGUAAAUUUGAAUUUGACUUCUCCAGUGUUUAUUGGAAUUCUAGACUUUGUACUGAACAUGAGCGAAUUGUUAAAACAUUGAAAACAGGAGAUGUUCUUUUUGAUGCAUUUUCUGGAGUGGGACCUUUUGCUAUACCUUGUGCAAAAAAAGGCUGCAUAGUUUAUGCAAACGAUCUUAAUCCAGAAUCAUAUAAAUGGCUAAUGCAUAAUAAGAAAUUAAACAAAAUUUCUGACUCAAAUCUCAAAGGAUACAAUUUAGAUGGUCGUGAGUUUAUUUUAAAAAUUGUGAAAGAAAAUUUAAUAAAUCAUUCAGAAAAAAAUACUUUCGUAACAAUGAAUUUGCCAGCUUUAGCUGUGGAAUUUUUAAAUACAUAUGUCGAGUUAUUCAGGGAUAUUAGUCUUCCAAAAAGUUUUCAAUAUAUUACCCUCUUUAUAUACUGCUUUGCCAAAGGUGAUAAUCCUGAAAAAAUAGUUAGAGAACUUAUUGUUAACAAUUUGAAAGUUAACUCUAUUGACGUAACAACAAAAAUUAAAGAUAUCUUUCAUGUAAGGACUGUAAGUUCCAUGAAAGAAAUGAUGCGAGUUACUAUACAUUUAGACAGAGAUAUUUUAGUUGGAAAUUGUGGAAUUAAAAGAAAGGAACAGGAUAUUAGUGACACUAUAAUUUUAGACAAUGGGCAAGAACCGCAAUGUUUUCAAAGUGGCGGGCGCAAAAAGUUUAAAGAUGAAGACAAAAGCUAAACCUGUAAAAACAAAUCUAAAAAAUAUUAAAAUUCAGACAAAGGAGAGAGUUCUAGAAAUUGAUAAAGCACUAAUUAGUUUGCAAACGAAAAUUAGGACAACAGAAGUAAAAGAGACUGAUGAGAACAAGAAAUCAAAAUUGCCAAUAUCAAAUACCAUGCCUGAUGCUAAAACUGAGCAAGGUAACAAAGAAGCGACAAAUAAAUUAGAGAAAAUGCAGUUGUAGAUAAAAUACAUGCAUUUGAAUGUUUUAACAUUUAUUAUAUUUAUUUUGUGUAAAUAAUAAAAGUUAUUAUAAUAAUAAUGAAA